Alligator sinensis (Chinese alligator) is the source of this 4431-nucleotide messenger RNA. It is a transcript of the gene NUP160, whose product is annotated as nucleoporin 160. Gene Ontology annotation, cellular component: nuclear pore. The annotation marks the transcript as partial. Gene Ontology annotation, molecular function: structural constituent of nuclear pore. The transcript is spliced from 34 exons. Lineage: Eukaryota; Metazoa; Chordata; Crocodylia; Alligatoridae. The record is from RefSeq and is a predicted model, not a curated record.
CUGAACAACGCCGUGCGGCUCCGGAUCCAGAACUGCCUCCUGCUGCCUGGAGGGGUCCACCUCUGCGAGGUGCAGAACCACCUCGUCCUCCUGAUCGUCACCAACCAGACCGUGCACAGGCUGGUGUUGCCCCACCCUGCCCGCAUGUACAGGAGUGAGCUGAUCACAGAGAGCCAGAUGCAGUCUGUAUUUACGGAUAUUGGGAAGGUUAACUUUAGGGACCCGUCAAGCUACCACAUGAUCCCCAACAUCCCUGGACUGGCAUCUAAUUCCACGGCCUCAGCUGCUUGGCUUAGCAGUGAUGGGGAGGCUCUCUUUGCUCUGCCCUCUGCUUCAGGAGGAAUUUUUAUCCUUAGAUUGCCACCUCAUGAUGUGCAUGGAAUGGUUUCUGUUGUGGAGCUGAAGCAGAGCUCAGUGAUGCAGCGUUUGCUGACAGGCUGGAUGCCAACUGCUAUCAGAGGUGGCUGUGGCCCUUCGGACCUUCCCAUCAGCCUGUCUGUUCACUGCCUUGAACAUGAUGCCUUUCUCUUCGCUCUCUGCCAGGAUCAUAAGCUGAGGAUGUGGUCUUAUAAGGACCAAACGUGCCUUAUGGUAGCAGAUCUUCUGGAGUUCAUGCCUGUCAAUAAGGAUGUGAGGCUUGCUGCUGGAACUGGACACCGGCUACGGCUGGCCUUCUCCCAGUCACUUGGGCUUUAUCUCGGCGUGUACAUGCACGCGCCAAAGCGAGGACAGUUCUGUGUCUUCCAGUUGGUGAGCACGGAGAGCAACCGCUAUAGUCUUGACCACAUAUCAUCACUAUUUGCCUCACAGGAGACGCUGGUUGAUUUUACCCUAACAUCGGCUGAAAUCUGGGCCUUGUGGCAUGAUGAGGAGAAUCAGACCAUUGUGAAAUACAUUAAUUUUGAGCAAAAUGUUGCAGGCCAGUGGAACCAAGUUUAUACGCAGCCCUUACCUGAAGAAGAAGUGACCAUUCGAGAUGACCAGGACCCAAGGGAAACAUAUUUGGAAUAUCUCUUCAUGCCUGGUCGGUUCACAAAUGCUGCUGUACUUAAAGCUUUGCAGAUAUUUUCUCGAGGAACUGAGAGAAUCUUGGAUCUCUCCUGGGAUGAACUGAGAAAAGAGGUUACGUUAGCUGUUGAAAAUGAGCUCCAAGGAAGUGUGACAGAGUAUGAGUUCUCACAGGAAGAGUUUCGACAGUUACAAGUUGAGUUCUGGUCCAAGUUCUAUGCCUGUUGUCUUCAGUACCAAGAAGCACUCUCACGCCCUCUUGCUCUGCACCUGAAUCCAUAUACUAACAUGGUGUGCCUGCUAAAAAAGGGUUUCCUGUCUUUUCUUGUACCCUGUUGCCUGGUGGAUCACCUGUAUCUCUUGCCUGAAGAGCACCUGUUGACUGAGGAUGAGAGUGCUAUUUUUGAUGAUUUGGAGGUCUCUCGUGAUGUCGUCUGUCUUGUCCAGUGCCUUCGACUGAUUGGAGAGUCCAUUUCCAUGGAAAUGGCAUUGGUCAUGGAAAUGGCCUGCUCCCGUCUUCAGCCUCCAGAAAAGGCUGCAGAACAAAUCCUGGAAGACUUGAUAGCCAGUGACAUAGAGAAUGUGAUGGAAGACAUUCAUAGCAAAUUGCAGGAAAUCAGAAACCCGAUCCAAGCCAUUGGGAUGCUCAUCCGGGAGAUGGACUAUGAGACAGAGAUAGAAAUGGAAAGAGUUCAACCGCUAAAUGUGAGAAUGAACCUCUCCCAGCUCUAUGGCAGUGGCACUGCAGUGAAUGUGGUAUGCCAAGGAGUGUGCAAGAUCUCUGCAAUCCGCUUCCUUAUCUGCCGGGACCUGUUGAUUUUACAGCAGCUGCUUCUGAGGCUAGGAGAUGCUAUGAUAUUGGGCGGGGGACAGCUGUUCCAGUCACAGCAGGACCUGUUGCAUCGCACGUCUCCUCUGCUGCUGUCUUACUACGUGAUUAGAUGGGCGAGUCAGUGUUUGGCAUCAGAUGUUCCUGUUGACACGCUGGAAUCCAAUCUGCAACAUUUAUCUGUUCUGGAGCUAACAGACACCACUUCCCUCACACCACAUAAGCUAGUGUCCAGCCCUCAAACAGUUGUGGAGUUGUUCUUUCAGGAAGUGGCAAGAAAACUCAUAAUUUCUCACUUCUUCUCUCAACCCAAUGCCUCUUUGACAGAAACCAGUUUGAAUUGGCCUCAUCUGAUUACUACAGUUAUCGCUGAUCUCCUGCCACUUCUGUGGCCCAGCAAUCCUGGGUUUCUCUUCCCAGAAUGUUUAAUGGGGAGCUGUCAGUAUACCCAGCUGCAGGAAUACAUUCGUCUGCUGCAACCCUGGUGUCAUGUGAACGUUGGUUCCUGUCGCUUCAUGAUGGGAAGGUGCUACCUUGUUAUGGGAGAGGGACACAAGGCUCUGGACUGCUUCUGUCAAGCUGCAUCUGAAGUUGGAAGAGAGGAGUUCUUGGACAGGCUGAUCCAAGCAGAGGAUGGUGAAAUGGCUUCCACUCCACGUCUGCAGUAUUAUGAUAAGGUUCUGCGGUUGCUGGACAUUGUUGGUCUACCUGAGCUGGUCAUACAGCUGGCCACUUUAGCAAUAACAGAAGCAGCUGAUGAUUGGAGAAGCCAGGCUACUUUGAGGACUUGCAUAUUCAAACAUCACCUAGAUUUAGGACAUAAUAGCCAAGCAUAUGAAGCUUUAACUCAGAAUCCAGAUUCCAGCAGGCAGCUGGAUUGUCUGCGCCAGUUAGUGGUUGUUCUCUGUGAGCGCUCUCAGCUGCAAGACCUGGUGGAGUUCCCCUAUGUGAGCCUCCAUAAUGAGGUAGUGGGCAUAAUUGAGUCUCGUGCUCGAGCAGUGGACCUGAUGACUCACAAUUAUUAUGAGCUGCUGUAUGCUUUCCAUAUCUACCGCCACAACUAUCGGAAGGCUGGGACAGUGAUGUUUGAAUAUGGUAUGCGUCUCGGCAGGGAGGUGCGGACACUUCGGGGGCUCCAGAAACAAGUAAACUGUUACCUUGCUGCCCUUAACUGCUUACGGCUGAUCCGACCAGAAUACGCUUGGAUAGUGCAACCCACCUCUGGUGCUGUGUAUGAACGACCAGGAGCAUCCCCCAAAAGAAGCCAUGAUGGAGAGUGUGCAGCUGUUCCAACAACUCACCAGAUAGAGAUCCUGGAGCUGGAGGAUUUGGAGAGAGAAUGUAUGUUGGCUCGUAUCCGUCUGACUCUGGCACAGCAUGACCCAUCAACAGCUGCUGUAGUAGGAAGUUCUCCAUCAGAGGAAAUGGUUGCUCUCCUGGUUCAAGCUGGCCUCUUUGACACUGCUAUUUCUCUCUGUCAAACCUUUAAGCUCCCCCUGACUCCUGUUUUUGAAGGACUCUCUUUCAAGUGCAUCAAACUACAGUUGGGGGGAGAAGCAGUGCAGGCAGAGGCCUGGGAUUGGCUGGCUGCAAACCAGCUUACCUCUCUGGUGACCACGAAGGAGUCCAGUGCGACUGAUGAAGCAUGGCGGUUGUUGUCAUCCUACCUGGACAGGUACAAGUCCCAGAACCACCUAUAUUAUCACUGUGUAAUCAACAAACUCCUAUCCCACGGAGUACCAUUGCCUACUUGGCUGAUCAACAGUUACAAGAAGGUGGAUGCUGCUGAACUGCUUCGUCUGUACUUGAAUUAUGAUCUUCUGGAGGAUGCAGUGGAUUUGGUGCUGGAAUACGUGGACUCCGUCUUGGGAAAGGGCCAUGAGUAUUUUGGAAUUGAGUUUCCUCUGUCAGCCACAGCACCAAUGGUAUGGCUCCCGUAUUCUGCUGUUGACCAGCUGCUGCAGACCUUGGCAGAAAACACAACAAAUCAUUGCAACAUAAUGUUAUACCAGAAAGUACACGACAAACUGGAGGAUUACCACCAGAAGGUUGAAGUUGCAACCCGAGACCUCUUGUACCGUCUAAACUAGCAGCAAUCUCAUCUGUAUGGCCUUUGUACCCACCUGGUGCCUGAUGGGGCAUGAGACCAAGCCCCCAAGAAAUGUUGCCCUAAAGGCUGGUCUGCAGUGGCUAUCUGUCAUGUGUGAGACCUGAUUCUGCAUGGCCCUCUUCCUAGGAGCAGGACAGUUGCAAUCACCCUCUUCCCUGUCCAUGGCUGGUGGUGCUAUUAAAGUCUAUUUUUCCAAAACAGUACAUGCUUCAGAGGUCUGGAACAGUUUUACUUUUAAUGUGUCAAAUGCAUUCUGGAUCCCUUUGUAAUUGGUUUUCAGUGAAGAAGAGGAAGAAAGUCGAUUUUAUGAUGAUCUCACACUCUUCUUUGUAGUAGUGUACAUUGGCUAGGAAGAUCCUUGUAUUAUACACAGAAAAUAGAGGCUUUUUGUCGUGUCUUUUAUUUAUUGUGGCAUUUUUGGAUGAUCUUUAAUAAAAAAAAAAAGAAAAAAUUACAAGCCCAGGUACAAAUUUGUGUUGAGUGA